UUACAUAAGCAAAAUUGAUUGGCGCAGAAGAACCUUGGAAGUGACCACCGUUUGAACUUCAAGAAAAUGUGGAAAUAGCAUACCUAGGGUAAAUUCAAUGUUGUGUAGUUGUGUACCUAAGCAUAUUGCAGCUGCUAACAUCAACUAAACAAUACCCAAUUGCUUCAACAACCACACCUGGCCAUAGUCGUAUUCUAGUAAUUUAUACUAGGUAGCCAGGCACGGAAUAGCUGGGUACACAUAACAAGCUUCCGAUCCCGAUCUAGAUGGUCCUCAUUUCCGUGGAAUAUUAAUAUAGAUCUCCCUACGAUCAACCACCGCUACCACCGCCACUACACCACCACCCCGCUGAGAACAAACUCGCUAUAUUACCGAACCAUUCACUCUGCCGUAUUGGAGCUGUCGGCAAAAUGAGGCUGGAUGUAAAGCGCCAACUCUUCGCGCGCAGCGAGCGUGUUAAAGGCAUCGACUGCCAUCCUCAAGAACCAUGGAUCCUUACCACGUUAUACAGCGGCCAUGUCUACAUUUGGUCAUACGAGACGCAACAAAUCGUCAAGACUUUCGAGCUUACCGAUGUCCCUGUUAGAGCCGGUCGAUUUGUCGCCAGAAAGAACUGGAUCGUCUGCGGCUCGGACGACUUCCAGCUUAGAGUAUACAACUAUAACACCUCGGAGAAGAUCACCUCGUUCGAGGCGCAUCCCGACUACAUACGCGCCAUCGCCGUUCAUCCUACGCAACCUUUCGUCCUGACCGCCUCCGAUGACAUGACAAUCAAGUUGUGGGAUUGGGAAAAAGGAUGGAAGUGCGUGCAAGUGUUUGAGGGCCACAGCCACUACGUAAUGGGAUUAGCCAUCAACCCUAAAGAUACCAACACGUUCGCUUCCGCGUGUCUGGAUAGGACCGUCAAGAUCUGGAGCUUGGGCUCGUCCACCGCCAACUUCACACUCGAGGCCCACGAGACGAAGGGCGUGAACCAUGUCGAUUACUACCCCCACUCCGACAAGCCGUACCUCCUCACUACGUCAGAUGACAGGACGGUCAAGGUCUGGGACUACACUACCAAGAGUCUCAUCGCAAGCCUCGAGGGCCACACAAACAAUGUGUCCUUCGCCUGCUACCACCCUGAACUACCUGUCAUCAUCUCUGGUUCCGAGGACGGCACCAUCAGGAUAUGGCACGCUAACACCUACCGGUUCGAACAGUCUCUUAACUACGGAUUGGAGCGUGCGUGGUGUAUCUCCUACCAGCGUGGUAAGCAAGGCGUCGCCGUUGGAUUUGAUGACGGCGCAGUUGUGGUUAAGCUAGGACGGGAGGAGCCUGCUGUAUCUAUGGACAGCUCUGGCAAGUUAAUUUGGGCCAGGCAUAAUGAAGUAGUUUCUUCUAUCAUAAAGGGUGGUGACGCUUCGAUUAAGGACAACGAGGCAAUUACGCUUCCGACGAAGGAGCUUGGUACGUGCGAAGUUUAUCCGCAAACACUCAUCCACUCCCCCAACGGCCGUUUCGUCGCAGUCUGCGGCGACGGGGAGUACAUCAUUUACACAGCUCUCGCUUGGCGUAACAAGGCGUUCGGAUCUGCACUAGACUUUGUAUGGGCUUCCAAGGAUAAUAGCAACGAUUUCGCCAUUCGCGAGUCGGCGACGAGUGUUAAAGUUUACAAGAACUUUAUCGAGAAACCCGGUGGCUUAGACAUCCCUUUCCAGGCUGAUGGCUUGACGGGUGGCGUGCUACUAGGCGUGAAAGGUCAGGGAGGCGUCUCUUUCUUUGACUGGGCUACUGGGGGUCUAGUCAGACGAAUCGAAGUCGAACCUAAACAGGUGUAUUGGUCGGAUAGUGGAGAGCUAGUUACCUUGGCCUGCGAGGACACCUUCUACGUCCUGAGAUUUUCUCGCGAAAGCUAUAUCGAAGCAACUCAGGCUGGUCAGGUGGACGAAGAUGGAGUGGAAGCCGCUUUUGAAGUUAUCACAGACAUUGCUGAGAGCGUACGAACGGGCCAGUGGGUUGGCGAUUGUUUUAUCUAUACAAACAGCACAAACCGACUUAACUACCUGGUCGGUGAUCAAAUUUAUACUAUCUCACAUUUUGACCAGCCGACGUAUAUCCUCGGUUAUAUCCAAAGGGACUCGCGGAUAUACCUUGCGGACAAGGACGUCAACGUCACGAGUUUUGCCCUCUCUCUUCCCGUACUGGAAUACCAAACACUCGUCCUCCGCGGCGACAUGGAGACGGCUGCCGAACUGCUCCCUAGCGUACCCGCAGAUCAGCUCAACAAGAUUGCCAGAUUCCUCGAGGGCCAAGGUCACAAGGAGUUGGCGCUCGAGGUUGCCACUGAUCCAGAGCACAAGUUCGACUUAUCAUUGUCCCUAAACCAACUCGAUAUCGCUCUCGGCCUCGCGCGCGAAGCCGAGAAUGACCACAAGUGGAAGACGGUGGGCGACGCAGCUCUUGCAGGAUGGGACGUCCCGCUCGCAACCGAGUGCUUCACUCACGCGCGGGAUCUGGGAUCGCUGCUCCUAAUUUAUUCGAGCACGUCUGAUCAGGCCGGGUUGGAGGCGCUCGCGAAGCAGGCGGAAGAGUCCGGCGCCCACAAUGUCGCGUUCACUGCGAAAUGGCUGCUCGGCGAUACAUCCGGCUGCGUGGAAGUUCUCACGAAGACGAACAGGUUGGCCGAGGCAGUCCUGUUCUCGCAAACGUAUAAACCGAGUCUGACAGUCGAUGCUACGAAAGCGUGGAAGGAAAACUUGGAGAAGAACAAGAAGGGUCGCGUGGCGAAAAUGAUCGGUGUCCCGGUAGAGGACGAGGAACUGUUUCCGGAGUGGGACGAGUGGUUACGGCUCGAGAGCGAGGGCGGCGUAGCCACUGGCGAUGUAAACGGCGAAGCUGAAGAGGUGGAAGAGGCCGAAGAGGAGGAUGCCGAAUCCGAGUCCGACGAGGCCGAUGAGUAGUAUCUAUCUACCUAGGUAGUGUUACGUUAUGUUGAAAGGCCCAAUCCUAAGCUAGGCCAAGCCAUGACGAGAUGAGAUGAAGGGCUUUUUCUACGGCCGUCGCGUAGGUACUGUUAAAGGACGGGAGUUAGAGGGACGAAAUUAGCAAAAGUCGAGCCGUCGAGUUGGUCACAUCUAGCCACUUCUCCAUGGGUGCGGAGGAGUGUAUAUGUUGUAGCCGAGUAAUGAAAAUUAGGUUACAUAGAAAGUAUUCUCUAGAAGGCGGUGUAAAUACGAAGCUAUAUGCUAUAUUAGCUAUUAUCUGGUAACCCGAUGCUGUGGUGUCCAUGAGAGG
Molecule: messenger RNA, 3276 nt
Organism: Annulohypoxylon truncatum
Lineage: Eukaryota; Fungi; Ascomycota; Sordariomycetes; Xylariales; Hypoxylaceae
Product: Coatomer, beta
Exons: 5
Coding region: 411-2942 (843 amino acids)
Biological process (GO): retrograde vesicle-mediated transport, Golgi to endoplasmic reticulum; intra-Golgi vesicle-mediated transport; intracellular protein transport
Cellular component (GO): COPI vesicle coat
Molecular function (GO): structural molecule activity; protein binding
Source: RefSeq, a predicted model, not a curated record